GGAGUUGUUCCUGUGCAUUCCGGUAGCAGAUCUGCGUCACAGGUAGUGCCCCCUUGCAGCAUCCCGAGGAUCUACCAAGACAGUAACAUGAAGCUACCUCUAUUGAGUGUUACUAGGUCCUCUAAAACCCAAUUGAACGUUGAGGGAGCAUGAAAUACAGCUUCACCCAAUUUCCAGGUUGCCGUCCAGUCUCUCCUGUCACUAUUUGCAAAAUUCGCUCUCGAUCUUCUGUAUACUUAUACAGGAUGAAGUUCUGGGGAUUCGGAUCAGCUCUUCUUCUGCUACGCUACAGAGUAGUGGCGUGGCAGCAUUUCGCUCGAGUCGAGGAACUAGAUGCAGCAUUAAGGACCAAUGACCGGACCCUUAUUGCUUAUGUAUUACCACAAGAGGAAGUGAGCCAAGCGCUUGAGCCAGAAUGGAGCUUAGUACAAGAAUCUGAAUGGGGUGAGAAGGCCCUUAGUGUGGACUGCUCAGCCGAGGCAGAACUGUGUCGUCGUUCAGGGGUAUCGUCUUUUCCUGCAAUUCGUCUGCACCACCGAACCGGCCAGCAACAACGUUACCGAGGGGAGCGGAAAGCAAGAUCCAUGCUGAGUUUCCUUGACAGAACUAGCCGGCCGGCACUGUCAUAUGUCACCAAGAACAACGCAACUGCCUUUCGAGAUGUCGACGAUGUCGUGUUCAUUGGCCGUUUCUCGCCGAGCAGCAAGCAUAGUAUCCGGGAAAUCUUCGCUACGGUUGCCAGAAAAUACCAGGACCGGUUCUCAUUUGCCGUGGCCGACAUGGAGCAAAAUGAACAGCAGCCGGCGACUCUCGAGUGCUACAACAACCCUGACGUUGUACACCGUUCAACCGCAGAACUGUUCGGUCCGGCAUCAAUCGAGGCUUUCGUCAAACUCUGCUCAACACCGCUGAUUCCCAAGCUGACAAGGCAGAACGAGUUGUCUUUCUAUGAGACACGAAAGAGUUUGGUCCACUAUUUCGUGUACGACGACCAGGAACGAGAGACAUAUGCCGCUGAGAUUCGUCCGUUGGCAAGGAAAUACGAAGAGUACCUACACUUUGUGACAACGGAUGCGAAUGAAUACCCCGAUGCGGUAGAGAUGAUGGGACUCAAGCCUGGUUCUAGCGGACUCGCUGUGCAGAAUCCAAACAACGGGGACAUCUUUCCUUAUACGAGGAGAGAGAGGAUAACAGCUAGUACGCUCGAAGCUUUCCUGGCUGACAUCAUUCAGGGGAAGGUAAAAGCCUGGAGGGCAGGCAACGCAGAACGUGACGAGUUAUAGGGCAAGGUUGUGGAAUUGUAAUGCAGAACUAACGACAUGACACAAUGGAAAGUUAUAUAGGCCAAGGCCUCCCCUCAAUCCCAUUUAUCCACCGUGACUCAGACUAGA
Canariomyces notabilis is the source of this 1391-nucleotide messenger RNA. RefSeq lists its product as uncharacterized. Gene Ontology annotation, cellular component: endoplasmic reticulum. Gene Ontology annotation, biological process: response to endoplasmic reticulum stress; protein folding. The record is from RefSeq and is a predicted model, not a curated record. Gene Ontology annotation, molecular function: protein disulfide isomerase activity. The coding region runs from base 150 to 1283 and encodes 377 amino acids. The transcript is spliced from 5 exons. Lineage: Eukaryota; Fungi; Ascomycota; Sordariomycetes; Sordariales; Chaetomiaceae.